AUGCCAAAGGAUUCCAAAACUGGUAAGAAGACGAGUACAAGCACUAGCUGUUCGUCAAAAAUCGCCGCUGAUUCCCCUCCUAAUGCCCAAAUAGAUACAAACAACAUGCCUGUCGAAAAUAAAAAACUCGGUGAGCCUAACAGUGGCACAAGCGGAAGACGGAAUCCGCCGCGGAACGGUCGCGCGAAUCGGGUAUCGAACUGUCAGUUGUGUGCUGAGCUGGAUAACGAAAAUAUGGUUCAGUGUGAUAAUUGCGACUUGUGGUACCACUUCACGUGCGUAAACGUGACUGAUGAAAUUCAGAAUGCAGAUUGGAGUUGCUCCAAGUGUGUGACUGCUAAGGAAAAACAGCGAACGACUCCCGCCGCAGGAUGUGGAGAUCUGCAACCCUCACGGUCAGCCCCGUCUCAGCGUACUGGAAGUAGCGGUAGAACAGGGCAAAGUGAAGCUAGGAGAAGACUAAAGUUGCAACUGAUGAUGAUCGAGGAGCAAAAAAAGCUCGAACAGAAGUUUUUAGAGAGAAAAUUCAAAGCUCUUCUUGAGUAUGAAAAUGAUACUUCAACCGUGAUAAGCGAUUCCGGUAGACCGGAGGCAAUCGUUCAAGCAAUCGUGAAAAAGGUUCGCGCCUUACCGUCGCCGAACCUUGACAGGUUAGAGACGGUAGUCAACUUUGCUCUCACUGUGGAGAACCUCGUCGCAACAAUUCAAGUGUGUGAGGUGCAUGAUUUCGUUUACAAUGCUUCGCUACGAUACGAACUGGUGGAACGGCUACCCUCAGCAUUAAAGCUAGAUUGGGCUAAGCAUUCCAGAGAUAAACCCAACCCAAAUUUGCUAGACUUUAGCUCAUGGCUGUACUCAACAGCAGAAGAUGGGAGCGCAGUAAUGCCGUCGGGAAGCGGUGAGUCAAGACAACGUUCCUUCAAAAAGGAUGGAUUCUUGAGCAUGCACUCUAAAAUCGAGUCGAGCAGUAGCAAACCCUAUACGGCGCCAAUGCAGACGAAGCAAACCGCUUACAGCGAGUGCGAAAAGCACUGUCCCAUAUGUAAGAAAGCUUGUGCCAGCGUCCCAAAAUGUAAACGCUUUGCGGAGCUGAGUACCGAAUCGAAGUGGGCUGCCGUGCGAGAGUGCAAGCUGUGCCGAAAAUGCCUACGGAGACACAACGGGUCCUGCAGACAACAAAAGCCGUGCGGUACAAACGGGUGCACCUUCCUUCAUCAUCCUCUUCUUCACUCCGAAAAACAACAAACUAAUAGUUCCCCGACAGUGAUCUCCACAAGUUCUACACCACCGACUAACCCGCAGUUAAGUUGUAACAUUCAUCAGGGCGAAUCGCAAUUCCUGUUUCGGAUACUUCCGGUCAUUCUUUAUGGACCUUCGAAAACUAUUGAAUCUUACGCGUUUAUCGACGACGGAUCCGACAUUUCGUUAAUGGAACAAGAUCUAGCACAAGAGCUAGGUGUUAUAGGGCCAAUGAAAUCGCUAUGUCUCGGCUGGACAGGAGGAGCACACCGAUUGGAAACCUCUUCAGAGUGCGUAAACCUACAUAUCUCCAGUUACGGCGAACAACGAAAGAAGUAUAAGUUGUCCUUAGUACACACCGUAGAAAGCCUUAAAAUUCGGCCGCAAACACUUCGGUACGCCGAUAUUCAAGCAAAGUAUCCAUACCUUGCUGGUCUACCCAUUUCAUCGUACGAGAAUGCCUAUUCUCGGAUUUUGAUAGGCGUGGACAACCUCAGUGUCGGAAACGUACAAAAGAGCCGUGAGGGACGUAUUCAGGAACCGAUAGCCAUUAAAAUGAGAAUCGGAUGGACAAUCUAUGGAAAAUGCGCAACCGAAGAUAAAAUUGAACACUCUGUUAAUUAUCAUUCCGUCAAAGUAUGCCAGUGCAAUAAAGAUCUCGAUGAAGAUCUGCACCAAAUGGUUAAAAGUUUCUUCACACUGGACAGUAUUGGUAUCAGCGAACCUGUGAAACUCCUGCAGUCAAAAGAGGAUGUACGAGCGCAGAUGCUGCUCGAAACAUUAACGAAACCUGGGAAUGGAUGGUAUGAGUCAGGACUUCUCUGGAAGUACGAAAACGUUCGGCUCCCAGAUAGCAAAGAGAUGGCUCUUAAAAGGUGGCAAUGUCUAGAAAGGCGAAUGAUGCGUGAUCCAGUGUUAGCAGAGGCAGUAAAAGCAAAGAUCUAUGAUCAUGUACAGAAGGGAUAUAUCCGUAAACUUUCGGAACAGGAACUGCAAGUGAAACGCUCUCGGGUCUGGUACUUGCCUAUGUUUCCGGUUUUAAACGCAAACAAACCAGGAAAAACAAGACUCGUAUGGGAUGCAGCCGCAACCGCCCACGGGGUUUCGCUGAACUCCGUAUUGUUUAAAGGCCCAGAUUUACUAACCUCCUUGCUAUCGGUAUUGAUCCAGUUUCGCGAGUAUCGGAUCGCAAUUUGUGGGGACAUCCGCGAGAUGUAUCACCAAGUCCACAUUCGCGAAGAGGAUCAGCACUGCCAGAGAUUUUUUUGGAAAGAUGGGACUAACACGAACCCGAGUACAUACGUCGUACAGGUAAUGACAUUUGGAGCCUGCUGCUCACCAAGUACCGCUCAGUACGUAAAAAAUACUCAUGCGGCAAAAUAUGAACAAGAAUAUCCUGCUGCCGUCGAAGCAAUCGUAAAGAGACAUUAUGUCGACGACAUGCUUCUAAGUGUAGAAUUGGAAUCACAAGCGAUUCAACUGUCGAAAGAGGUUAAAAAGAUACACGCGUCGGCCGGAUUUGAAAUCCGCAAUUGGACAACGAACUCACCAGCAGUUCUGAAAGCGAUGCACGAGCCAACAAUAGAGGAGAAAAACCUAAGCGGUGAAAAUUCAUUCGAAAAGAUUCUCGGGCUAUGGUGGGACACCUCAUCAGAUUGUUUUACGUUUAAAAUUUCACCUCGCAUAGACAAGCUUCUACUAUCUGAACGACGUCGACCAACUAAACGGUAG
Molecule: messenger RNA, 2970 nt
Organism: Wyeomyia smithii (pitcher-plant mosquito)
Lineage: Eukaryota; Metazoa; Arthropoda; Insecta; Diptera; Culicidae
Exons: 1
Coding region: 1-2970 (989 amino acids)
Source: RefSeq, a predicted model, not a curated record